This is a messenger RNA of Leptosia nina, 2973 nucleotides long. Lineage: Eukaryota; Metazoa; Arthropoda; Insecta; Lepidoptera; Pieridae. The record is from the annotation of a GenBank genome assembly.
AUGACUGCACCUGGCGUUGCAAGCAGUGAGGUUAAAUUUUCCGCGAAUGCAGAUGGAUCUGACGAUGAAGACUAUUCGGUUAGUUUAAGUGCAGUGAUAAGACAACGACGCGCCAGCGUUCGUCGUUCCAGGAAGGGCCGAGCGAGGCGUCCAUCCUCACCUUUUCUCCCCGAAGAGACCCGCCCUCGACGCCGUUCAUCAGUGUUUACUACCAGCUCUGGAGAUACCGCAAUAUCUAUAGAUGACCAGCCUGUUGUAACUCAGGAGCAAAUCUUUGAAAAUAUUCACCUCCAUAAACAAGUGCUGAGCUCAGCUAAACAGCAACCAUUAGGAAUGCGAAGAAAAUUAAAAAUUGUCCAUCAGGCAAAAGCUUAUAUUAAGCGGCACGAAGGACAACUACAAGAAAGAUUAGCUCAGUCGAAAAGUACAAGGGACAUUUACGCAAGAUUCAAUAUACUCAUCGCAACUAAAUGGCAACAGUUAAAACGCGAAGCUGCCAAUACAUCAAAUCUACUCAUACCUUGGGAGUUACGUAUAAAAGAGAUUGAGUCACACUUCGGAUCUGUUGUCGCCUCAUAUUUCACCUUUCUGCGGUGGCUCUUUUGGAUUAACCUAGUCAUAGGUUUCAUAUUGCUGGUGUUUGUUAUAGUACCAGAGUACCUCACAGCGAAUCCUACAAUGGACGGUGAAAGAAAAAUCGUUAUGGAAGAAGACCGUCGCAACGCAACGAAUCUUCUAACACUGUGGGAGUUUGAAGGAGUCCUCAAAUAUUCCCCAAUAUUUUACGGGUAUUACAGCAAUGUGGAGCGAUCUGAGUACAAAAUGCCAUUAGCUUAUUUCCUUACUGGCUUGGUGGUCUACGUUUAUAGCUUCGUCGCCAUAUUGAAGAAAAUGGCAGAAAAUUCGCGGAUGUCUAAACUAUCUGAGAAAGAUGACGAAUGCAUUUUUUCUUGGAAAUUGUUCACUGGUUGGGACUUUAUGAUUGGAAAUACUGAGACGGCACACAACCGAAUAGCCUCAGUUAUAUUGGGAUUCAAAGAGGCUUUACUGGAAGAAGCCGAGAAGAAGAAGAAUUCGAGAAAUUGGCGAACUCUAAGUCUAAGGGUGCUGGUAAACAUCUGUGUGGUAAUCCUUUUAGCAGUAUCUGCUUACGCUGUAGUCACAGUGGUGUCCCGAUCUGACAAUAGCGAUAAAGUACCGAACUGGUGGCGCGAAAAUGAAACCACCACCGUUGUAUCAAUUAUAUCCAUAGUAUUCCCAAUAUUUUUUGAACUUCUGGGAAUUUUUGAACACUUUCAUCCAAGAAAACAACUCAGAUUACAAUUAGCAAGAAUUAUGUUGUUGAAUUUAUUAAAUUUAUACUCCCUUAUAUUUGCUCAGUUCAGCAAAAUCGAAGGAAUGAGCAGAGAAUUAGAAUCACUACAACCGACGCGAUUUAUAAAUGCCACACAUAAUAUUCAUGGGGAUCUACAAUACGAUGACACGUUUAAUCCAAGUAAAACAACGAAUUGUUUUCAAAUGCCUGUUCCAUGUCUGCCUUGCCACCUAAAGUCGCUUUCCAUGCCAAAAAGUAGCUUAAAAAAUAUUGGAACCACAGAGAGUGUUAUGAUCUAUAAAAGACAAAAUCCAAAAAAGCGCAAUAAUAGAGUGAAACGAAAUGAAAAUCAAGAUAAUGAUAUCAGUGCUCUAGAGAAGGAAAUGGAAAGGCUUAGAAAUUUAAGUAAAUAUGAAGAAACCGAAGAUAACGAUGAGAAGUCUGAAGCAGAUGAUUAUGAAUUUUAUGACUCGAGUUAUGACGAUACAGAAAUGGCCACGAUUCAAUCUUCAACAAGUUCAGUGCCGAUCGAAGACUUUACAACAUUUCCAACAUCAGAAUAUGAGAGUACUUUUGAUGAUACAACUAUUAUGGAUAUCACCAAAAAUGAUGGAGCAUCAACUACGUUUAGUUCUAGUUAUUCAAUUACCGAUGGAUACUAUAAAUCUGAAACAACUAUCAGCGAAGAAAAUUUUUCAUCAUCCUCAAUUUCCUAUGUUUCAACUUCAACACAAUCGCUUGAAGUCGAUGAUGAUGAUAGCUCCACGACAACUAGCUUAACCGCAAAUGACAAAAAAGCAAAUCAAACAGACUUAAAUUUUAGUACUGAAAGUAUGAGUGAAUCAAUAGAAACGAUUACUAAUAACAACUCCUGGAAGACACCAGAAGGAGAGGAGGUUCAUCGUCAAUUGAUAAUACGCCAUUCGGGAGGUGGAAAAAAGGCUCUACCUUCAUUUCCAAUAAACAAAUCAAUUGAUUCUGAAGAUAGGAAAACAAGUUUGGAUGAAAAUAACCCUAAUGAUGCAACAAAAGCUAAAAGAAAAGGUAUAUUUGCCAAAAUAGUCAGUUUAGCUCUAGACAAAAAAUCGACAGGUAGAACUCAGUCAGAGACCUCACAAGACCAGCACAAUGGUGACGACACCGAUACUGAUUUUCAUGAAGCCCUACCUAAGGUCAUGUUAAAAAUAAAAGCUAUAACGGUAUCAAAAAAGCACGAUAUUAAAAAUCAAUGUUCAAUUAUGUUCGAUAAAACAAAAGUUUUUGAUACUCACAAAAGCAACAUAAAAGAAGGCAUAGUUGCGCUGGAUGAGGUCGAUAUGGAAAAACCUAACCAAGAAGAAAAAGAGGACCAGAAUAAGGAAAGAAAGCUAAGUAAGAAACAAACAUCCCAAUCUAGCAAUCAAUCAAAACAAUCGGAUUCAAUAAGUUCUGUUAUACCUGUUAUCACGAUAAGUACAACGGAAAGUGACGAAGAAAUACUCCAGCACAGCAAAACAGAAAAUGUUAUCUUCACUUCGACGCCUAAAGAAAGACCAGAAGUUAAAAGACAGGUUAAAGGGGAAACUUUGAAAAAGAUGCAACGCCAGAGCAGUGUGGAAAGUAUAAAUGAUAAGUCAUCGAUUAAAGAAGGCGGUCACAAGUACCAGUAUUCCCUUUAA